UCCCCGCGCCGGGCGCCGCGCGCCGCCGCUCCGCCAGCGCUGCCGCCCUCGCCCGCCGCCCGCCGCCCCGGCCCCUCGCGGCUUGGCGGGCCUGUCCUUUGUCCGCCCGCCGCCGGGCUCCUGGUCCCGGGCCGGCUGCCCGCGGCGCUCGGUGCCGGCGGGGCGCGCAGGGGGCGGGGGCCGCGGCUCGCCCCCCGCGGAUGAGCCGCCGCGGAGAGCGCGGAGGAGUGCGGGCGGACGAUGGAACUCCACAUCCUGGAGCACCGGCUGCAAGUUGCCAGCGUCGCCAAGGAGAGUCUCCCGCUCUUCACCUACGGCCUCAUCAAACUCGCCUUCCUGUCCUCCAAGACCAGGUGCAAGUUCUUCAGUCUGACCGAGACCCCGGAGGAUUACACCAUCAUCGUCGAUGAGGAGGGCUUCCUGGAGCUGCCUUCCUCGGAGCACCUGAGUGUGGCAGAUGCCACCUGGCUGGCCCUCAAUGUCGUGUCCGGUGGCGGCAGCUUUUCCAGCUCCCAGCCCAUCGGGGUGACCAAGAUCGCCAAGUCGGUCAUCGCCCCCCUGGCCGACCAGAACAUCUCCGUGUUCAUGCUGUCCACCUACCAGACGGACUUCAUCCUGGUACGUGAGCGGGACCUGCCCUUUGUCACCCACACCUUGUCGUCAGAGUUCACCAUCCUGCGGGUCGUCAAUGGUGAGACGGUGGCCGCCGAGAAUCUUGGCAUCACCAAUGGCUUUGUGAAGCCCAAGAUGGUCCAGAGGCCCGUCAUCCACCCACUGUCCAGCCCCAGCAACAGCUUCUGUGUCACCAGCCUGGACCCCGACACGCUGCCUGCUGUUGCCACACUCCUCAUGGACGUCAUGUUCUACUCCAACGGCAUGAAGGACCCCAUGGCUGCCAGUGACGACUGUGGCCACAUCCGCUUCUUCUCCUUCUCCCUCAUCGAGGGCUACAUCUCCCUGGUGAUGGACGUGCAGACCCAGCAGAGGUUUCCUAGUAACUUGCUGUUCACAAGCGCAUCUGGAGAGCUCUGGAAGAUGGUGCGGAUCGGAGGCCAGCCCCUGGGAUUCGAUGAGUGUGGCAUCGUGGCCCAGAUCUCCGAGCCCUUGGCUGCUGCGGACAUCCCCGCCUACUACAUCAGUACUUUCAAGUUCGACCACGCACUGGUUCCAGAAGAGAACAUUAACGGCGUCAUCAGCGCCCUGAAGGUCAGCCAAGCAGAGAAGCAUUAGAAGGGUCUCACUCCUCCUCCUGCCCCCGCCCGACGGUUCUUCUUGCAGUAUUUCUCAACAGACUGGAAAACCUGCCCCGGGCCCCCCAAGGAGGGGCCUCAGAGGAGCCCCAAUUGCUGACUUCGCCAGGCCUGGGCCCAGGCCAGGGCCUCCCCAUGUCCUCCCUUCCCAGAGCCUCCAGAGAACCCCCCGUCCCCGUGCUCCCCCCACCCCCACUCCAGAAAAUGAUGUCUGAGGCCCAGGGAGCUGGUGCGCUGACCCGCCUCCUCCCCCAGCCUCGCCCACGGCCAGGGCCAGACGCUGACGUAAGCUGGCACCUCCUGCAAGACCCUGGGGUACCGAUUCGCAUGUUAUCUUGGGGAGCAGGCUGAGCAGGACUGAGUUCAUGGAGGCCGGGGAGGCCCCGGGGAGGGGGCAAGCUGGGUACUGUGGUUGCUGGUCUCUGGUUCCAUCAGCUCAGGGCUGGUUCCCAGAGUGGAGGCCAGCGGGCGGCCCUGGCGACACGUGCUGGUGAGGCUCCUGCAGAGCUGGGGUGGGGCCCUGAGCUGGGGAAGACCCGCGCCCCCCAGAACCUCGCCUGCCAACCACAGGGCUUAUGCCCCAACUCCCAGCAAGACUGCCAAGGGGGCCCUGUCCAGACCCUCCCCAUCGCAAGCCUGGGAGACCCACCAGCCAGGGGGUGAGCUCCUGUCCCCUCUGCUUUCCCUGGACCCUCCUUUUACUCAGGGGGCGGAGCCUCGGCCUCCCAGCGUUCUGGGCCUGGGGUCUCUUAGGUCACCCCCCCUCCCCCAGCAGUUGACUAGACCAGCACAGGCUCCCUUGUUGUCCUGUCUCCUCCCUUGCCUCGCUUUGGGGGACAUAGAAGGCCUCUGCCCCCAACUCGCCUGCCUGCCUGCCCGCCCCUCGGUCCUGGGCCUGGCAUUCAUGAGUACUUGACCUGGGAGGCAGCUUAACUGAGCCUUAAUAGAGAAAACGUACUUCGUUUUAGUUUCGUAUUUAAUGUAUUUGUGCCCAGGCUGAGUUGCUAGAGUCAGGGCCUGCUGAGCUGCCUGGGGGCCAGAGGCCCAGCAUCACUUGGCUGGUGCCGUGGCUCCAGGGACAGGCAUGAGAGCGGGGCCCGGGCCUCCCUGGCAGGACCCUGGGAGCAGAGGUCUGUUACUGGAUGGGCCCCGGGCGCCCGCAGUGCUGCCCCGCCGGGCCCGAUGACAGGUACCCGGGCAGCGGUGGUUCUGAGUGUCGGGACCCGAGGGCCACGGGGAGGCGGACAGCCGGGUGGCAGGCAGCUGAGGCAGGCGUGUCCCCUGGAGGCCUCGCAGGCAGGAUGGGGUGAGCCCCGGGCUCCUCUCCACCGGGGUGCUUCCUGUGUGCCCUGCCCUGCUGGCGCUCUCUCUUGGGCAGCAGCUGUCGAGGAGGAGGAGGAGGAGGAGGAGGGCCGUUCUCUUGGUCUGGUGAGGGGCUGCGCGAGCCCCACCCCUUUCUCUGAGCUGUGUGGGACCCUUCGUGCCCCGGAGGCCCCGGAGCAGUAGCUGUGCAGCUGGAUCCUGGCAGGUCUCGGGGCUCAUGCACUGAGUAGGAACCUACCUUUAUUUUUCUUAAGUUAAUUCAUUUUGCACAAAACUCCAUAACAACCAAAACGUGUAACUUGUUUGCUGGCUCCAAACUGGGGGUGGCCAGGUGGCUAGGGCGGCACGUGAAGCCCCGAGUCCCCUCUCUGUCGUUGGAAGGCCUUGGUUUUCUGAGGCGCACCUCUCCCAGCCCCUCCUGUCCGUCCCCCUAAUCACGUCACUUGACCUUUCCCCUUCCCCAGCAAGUGUGUAGGCCCCGUGACCCCAGAAACGCGUGCUCCCCAGGUCCCUAGGGCAUAUCUAUUGUACACACGUAUAAAUACCUGUGUUUUAUGUUGAUAUAGAUAUAUACUGUAAAUAGCA
Molecule: messenger RNA, 3158 nt
Organism: Pipistrellus kuhlii (Kuhl's pipistrelle)
Lineage: Eukaryota; Metazoa; Chordata; Mammalia; Chiroptera; Vespertilionidae
Gene: CASTOR2
Product: cytosolic arginine sensor for mTORC1 subunit 2
Exons: 9
Coding region: 241-1230 (329 amino acids)
Biological process (GO): cellular response to L-arginine; negative regulation of TORC1 signaling
Cellular component (GO): cytosol
Source: RefSeq, a predicted model, not a curated record